Uncinocarpus reesii 1704 is the source of this 903-nucleotide messenger RNA. RefSeq lists its product as uncharacterized. The transcript is spliced from 3 exons. The record is from RefSeq and is a predicted model, not a curated record. The coding region runs from base 1 to 903 and encodes 300 amino acids. NCBI's taxonomy places the organism in Eukaryota, Fungi, Ascomycota, Eurotiomycetes, Onygenales, Onygenaceae.
AUGACGAUGAAAGCUGUCUAUGCGGCGCGGGCUUACGGACCUACUACUAUAAAGCACCCCGUAUCAGAAAGCUGGCGAAGGAACGGCAGCAUCGUCGAGACCAAUAUCCCACCAAAGAGACCAGCGGACAGUUUUGGUGCAUUACAUAUGCCAAACAUGUUGGAAGUUGAGACACCCCCCGCUCAAGUUUUUGGUGGCACAGAAGGGCAGUAUCGGCUUCCACACCACAUCACUGAGAUCGAUCGAUUACGCCGGCAGCAUGAGCAUAUCAAAUCCAGCUGCAAUGGCAAGCUGAUUUCCUUUCCUUUGCCGAACUCUCCUCAUCCCAUCCGGGUGCUAGACAGUGGUUGUGCAGACGGUACCUGGCUUCUUGAUCUUGCCUCCCAGCAUCCACAGCAACAGCUCAGUCUACAUGGAAUUGAUAUUGGCUCUCACCUGUUCAUGAAAAACCCCAGUCUAGACCUUCACCAACAUGACCUGCGUCAGCCUCUACCCGAAGAGUGGAAAAAUUCAUUUGACAUUGUCCAUCAACGUCUUCUAGUCUGGGGAAUUAGGGAAGCUGAAUGGUCCUUUGCCGUGCGGAAUCUGCGGGAUGUUCUCAAGCCAGGUGGUCAUAUUCUGCUAGUUGAAUGUAAAUGGGUGUUUCCUGAGAUUUGGGCCACUCAUCCAGAGCAACACCGGUUGGCUCUGACCCAGAUUUGGUCGACAGAGUCAGCAGGUAUGGAUCUCUACAUUGGUGAGAAGCUAGAUAGCCUGCUAGAAAAAGAAGGAUUUGAAGACAUCACUACUGUCUGCCAUGACCUGGCGUAUGGAGCCACAGCAAAGAUACCGGAAAAUCGCAAUCCAUCAGCAGAGCUCUGGGUGGAGAGUUUCCGGCAUCUGGUCACUCACAUGGGAGGUUAG